AUGGCGUCGAAGGCUUCCCCCAAAAAGACCUCCAAAGCUCUUGGUAGGCUAAACAUCCACGGAGCAAACGUGCUCCGGCUGAGAGAGCCAGCUUCGAAAUGGGCGGAGGAGACCGAGAGCCCCGCGCUGAGGCGGGAGAAGUCGGAGGGGGCGCUCUGCUUCCGGGGGGGGCGGCGCAGCAGGCAAUCUGGGGGGGACGAUUUGCGGUCCCCCGGGGCAGAGCAAUCGGUGGGUAAACUAGACAUGCUCUGCUGGAGCAGCUUGGGAACUAAGUUCGCGAAGGAGCGGAGUCCAAACAAACCAGAGGCAUCGUUUCUGCAAGCGCUGAAGAAGGCGGGCGGGGUAAAGCAUGCCAGCCCGGUAAAGCAGCGCGCGGGGGCCGGUGGUUGUCAAAAAGGGGGGAAGGAGGAGAAGCUGAGAAGUGGCUUGAGGACGGCGGGGGGUGACCGCGUGCGAUUCGAACCGUCUGGUAGCCAGCCCCCCGUUGAGGCGGCACGGUGUGCAACCAGCCCUGCUAAGAUGGAAAGUCGAGGCGAAGGGGGAGGGGCGACAAUGCCCGAUUCACCCCCCGCCAGAGAGCCCCGGUACUGCCCCCCUACCCCGCUCAUAAGCCGGCCGACGAUGUUUUACCGGCUGGAACCCCUCCCUACUUGGCCCCAGAACUCGCCCCCCGCAAAGACACCGCUUCUAAAACCAAUCAUGCCGGAAACUUUCACGAGACGGGAGCUGAUCACGCGUCCAGUCGAAGAUAUCCCAGAACCUCCCCAGAGGACGGUUCCGAGCCUGACGCAUUUCAGCCAGCACGGCAUCCCUGACCGGCCGAAAACGGCCGUCUCCCCAGAGCAACUUGCCGCGAUGAGAAUGGCAGCUUCAGGCAGUCGACCAGGGACGAGCCUCGGCUUCAAUUCUCGCCCAGGGACAUCCCUGUCAGCAGAUGGUGUGAAUAGUCGCCCUGGAACGUCGAUGGGUUUGCAGAACCGGCCAGCAACCGCGGAGGUUUUGAUGAGGGCGCUGGAAAGGUGGGGACUGGGGGAAGGGGAAGAGGAGGAGGGUAGGGAGGGGGGUUUGGCGGCUGUUGCUGAGACCGAGGAAGGGGCUGAAGCCGGAAGCGGGGAGAGCGUUGGGGAAGAGCUGAUGUAUCUGAUGGUGGAACGAAUGGAGAAGAAUGGAGCAGAGGUGCUGAACGUCGAGCUAGAACGGCACCCUGACAAGCAAGCGAGCGGAGGAUGA
This is a messenger RNA of Klebsormidium nitens, 1230 nucleotides long. The record is from the annotation of a GenBank genome assembly. Lineage: Eukaryota; Viridiplantae; Streptophyta; Klebsormidiophyceae; Klebsormidiales; Klebsormidiaceae.